CCAUCAUUAGGACCUAGGGGUCAGAGCAGGUAUGAGGGGGUAGGGGGCAUGGCAGGUGUCACACAGGUCUGGGGGAGCAGCAAGGGCUCAGGAUGGACCAUGGGGUUCAGGGGGCUGAGAGAGCAACAAGCUCAAGGGCAGGUCAGAUCUAGCUUCGGGAUGGGGACAGGUUUGGGGAGCAUUGGGAGGGGUCACACAUAUCGGGAAGAAGCAGAGGGUCAGAGUCCCAUGUGUGGGGGCUGAGGGUGGUAGGCCACAAAGCGAUGUCAGAAGGCCUGGGGGUCAGGGCAGGCUGGGGGGCGCAGGAGGUAUGGAGGGUGGGUCACACAGGCCUGGGGCAUAAGAGAAUGUCCAGAUGGACUAUGGGUAGUGGAGGGAUGAGGGGGCAAGCACAAGGUGGGGGUCAAAUCCAGCCUUAGGUUGAGGUCAAGGCUGAGGGUUAGCAAGACCAGGGCAGGGGGUGAUAACAGGUGGUGGGGCAGCAAGGGUCAGGGUCCUAGGGAGGCCAGUGGGUGCUGGGGAGUGACAAGCACAAGGAGGGGGGUCAGAUCUCAGCAGGGCUCGGGGGUGGGGGCAAGGCAGUCCUAGGGACAUGUCUCCACCAGGGGAGCAGAGGUUGACCUACCCUCUGCCCCAGGAUGCCCCUGAGAGGAGGUGCAGGGCUGGGAACGCUGGAGGACAUCCGUCACCUCCCCUUUACUGCAUGACAUCGAGCGAUUUAUGACCGAACUGGAACUGACUGGUUUGGCAAAAGGGAUGCAGAGAGGAGCAGACACAGCAUCACGGCAAAACCGCUCCUGCGAGUGCUGGAUGAGGCACUUCUUCCUCCUUCUCCGUGCAUUGCCAGGGACUGCAAUGGCAGGUAUCACAAUGCCACCAGUAUUUCCAUGUAAGCCACCAGAAGAAACUUUUGCUGUCAUAGAAUUACAGAAUGGUUUGUGUUGGAAGGGACCCCAAAGCCCAUCACAUCCCACCUCCUACCAUGGGCAGAGACAUCUUCCACCAGACCUAGUUGCUCUAAGCCCCAUCCAACCUGGCCUUGGACACUUUCAGGGAUGGGGCAACCAGCCACAACCUCUGUCAUUUCCCAAUGGUUGUUUGCUCACUGUCAUUUUCACUGAAAUCACAGACCAAUGCCCCUCUUCUCCUUCCUUCUGGCAGGACCAAAUUCCCAGGGAGAACCUCCUGAAGAAUCCACUGCAGCCAGGAAUGUUUUCCAAGACAUCCCUUGAGGACUGGGGCACAUCCACUUCAGAACAUUCUGGAAAGGCAGCCCUUGUGUUUUGCAGUCCAAGGGCUCUGCUCCUGGAUGUCCAGCAGCUCAUCCUCUGCUGUAGUCAUAUCCUUCCUGACGCUCAUCUGCUGCACACUGAACUAUGGUCCUCUCCACCUUCAUCCUCUGAGAAACAGCUCAGAGCAACACUUCCAGAUGAAGUUUCCUUUCCAAGAUGCCAAAAUUGCACCUCACACCAGACAUGGCAGCUGGUCCCUUUGUGGCACAGAGAGGGAAGGAAUCAACAAGUUUCAACUGUAUUUCUGGCUGUAAGCAGGAAUUUCAGAGCAGCCUUUAAGGAUUCCACUUGCUGUCAGCAGAGUAGAGGACACAGCUCUGAAAGGGGAUGCACUGCACUGCACAGCCCAGCCUGGUACAACACUUCCAACUGUGCUGUGCCAGAGCAUCUGAGAUUGGGCUCCCUGGAACAGCAAAGAUCUCUCAGGAAAGGUUUGCUCUUCGAAGUGGCUGGAAUGUGGAAACAGUUCAUCACUUCCUACAGGAAAUUUUUUGAUCCAAUUAAAAAUUCUAAUGUCAACUUCCACAACACUACUUCUAAAAGCUUAUAAAGCCUCAAAACUAAAGGUUUUGAGGUGUAAGGUUAGAAAUCAAGACUCUGUUGAACUCAAUUUGAUUUCCCCAUUGUAUUACAGUUAGGGAGCAAUUCCUGUGUGUUUCAUGUUCUGGCCCAGCAAGAGAAAAGACUAUUUGGGCCUCCAAGAAUUCUCAUGCAGGAAAACUCCUCUUUCCAACCCACACUUGGAGUGAUGCAUGAAACUAUUCUGUUUUCUUUAACUUUUUCAGAGGCCCUGAGCUCUGGUCCCCAUCCUCCCUUCAGAGGAGCUGGUUAUGAGCAACAGAGUAUGUACAUGGCUGACCAAAUAUCUCAUCCAUGGGGACAAGCCAGCUCUCCUCCACCAUCAGCUCUGCCAAAUUGCUCCUGUGCACAUCCUGCUCUCCAGCAUUAAUGCCUCUGAUUGCAUUGCUGUGGUAGCUCUCUUCUUAUCUCAGCCUCCUCAGAUGUCAGUAAUAUCCCUAGUACACAGCACUUGUAUCAUGUUUUGAAGAACAACUCCACUGCCACAGCCAUUUUCUUUGUCCCUGGAUUUGACUGGAGCAUGGAGCUCCCCUCCACAGGCACAGGACACUCAACAAAACAGCAGCAAGUUUUGCUUGCACCCUGCCUUCACACCAUAGCCUCUCUGCUAACCCACAGGUUAGAUUAGACCAAAAUUGGGUAAGAUUUUUUUAGAGAUUUUAACAGAGCAGAUAACAAGUUCCUUCUGCCUUCAAUUUUGAAAAGAUAAAAUGUCAGAAGUCAAGAUACUGAUCUUUUUAAUGUGUUUUUGGUGACUUUUCUUUGUCUCUGCUUUCCAGGCUUGUGGAAUACCCUAACUGCAUUUUCCCAAGCAUUUCUGUACUGCCACAAGGUCUGGAAAUCUACUGAUAUAAGGUACACAAAAGAAGAGCUGAGAUUCCUCAGCUUAUUAUAAUCAGUGAUAUUAUUAAUAUCAGUGAUAUUUUGACACAGGCAGCUGAGGACUGGAGAAAAACAACAAAUAGCCUGAACCUUUAAAAGAUAAAAGUUGGCAUGAGUGAUCUCAAAUCCAAACAUUUUACAACAAUGGGGGGAAAAAAACCCCAACCAAAACCCACAAGAAGAAUACAACACUCAACAGGCUUUUUAAGAUUUUAGCACCAGGGGAUGAUGUCAGCUCCAGGCAUUACAUCCUGAAGAGGUCAACCCUUGUCUGCAAAAAAGGUUCUGUUAGACCUAAUGAGGCACAAGCUGCCAGUGAAGAUUUUUCUAAGCUUGGGGCACUGAAAACAUGUCACCCUUGUGCAGAUUCUUGCCUAUUAAGGGUAGGGUUUCUGCCACACUAAGAAGUUAGUGUCUUUCCUCAUUUUCCUUAGGGAGAAAACUGGUAUUUGAGUACCUCAAAGAUAACAUGUCAUUGCCUGACUCCUUCAUGAGGCCAUUCCGAGAGCCUCCACCCUCCCACACAAUGGAGUUUAUCUCUGAAGUUGUUCCUGCCCCUCCCUCUGUCUACACCUUCAGGUAUCCCACUAGGGAGGCUUUGAUACCCAAACCCAGUAGGAAAGCAUCCAAGUCUCUCAGCCUGCAAAGAAGCAUCAAGCCAUGUGCAGCCUCAGAGCCCUGAUCCAAGACAACACGUGUCCUGCUGCUGGAGGAGGAAGGCAGCUGUGUGCAGGCACCUGGAAUUGUGCAGCCACCUGCAACGGUCCAGCCGAGGGAACGAAAUCUCACAAGUAGGAAAGGAACACCUCUGCGAUCCCAAAGCACACAGUACUGGAAACAUCUGCUAGUUCUGCAAGCACAUGAACCAAUGUGAUUCUCCUGGAAGUGCCAGCAAAUCCUUCCCUGCCCUCACUCACUCUUGGAUUCCCAGAAUACCUGGUUUGUCACUUGCUUGUCUUUCUCCUGCAUAAAAUGGGCAUAACUGUGGGAAGAGAUGGGAUGGAGUUGAGCUGCAGGCUGUGGCAUGCACUUGCAGAAGCACAUCGGAGCACAAAGAAGCACAUGGCAGCAGAGUGGCUUGUCUCUACCUGAUCUUGGGGACAGCAGGUGCCACGUGGCAGAGCCCUGCAGAGAGGAGCCUGCCCAAAGCUGACAGACAGGUGAACAGUGAGUGAUCCCAGAGAAGGAUAUGAAGAAAACGUAUUGCUGAUGUGUGAGGUGUGAUAGUGAGAAUUAACAUGUAAGGAAAUACUGUGCCUUGAAAAUGUGUAUAAAACCAGCUUGUUUCUUUGAAUAAACAAUUCAGAUUCCCUGCCGGAC
Messenger RNA from Cyanistes caeruleus (blue tit), 4073 nucleotides. Lineage: Eukaryota; Metazoa; Chordata; Aves; Passeriformes; Paridae. The record is from RefSeq and is a predicted model, not a curated record.